This is a messenger RNA of Kwoniella botswanensis, 459 nucleotides long. RefSeq lists its product as uncharacterized. The transcript has 2 exons. NCBI's taxonomy places the organism in Eukaryota, Fungi, Basidiomycota, Tremellomycetes, Tremellales, Cryptococcaceae. Bases 1 to 459 code for a protein of 152 amino acids. The record is from RefSeq and is a predicted model, not a curated record.
AUGGAGGAUGAAAAGGAUAUCGCGAAAGAUUCAACGCCGAAUACAUUGGAAAACAACCUCAAUCACACUGUACUCGACGAUUCGAAAAUAUCGGUUAAGGAGAAUAUCGGUGAGGUGUUGGAAAUUUGUAUUCCUCGAUUGGUGGUUGGUGGUUGGGACGAUUGGUGGUCAAUACCAUGCCAUCUCAACGCUCAUUCUGUCGCAUGCACCAUCCAGGCUUUCCCAAUUUCCUACGCUGGUGUCUCCCGAUCAUUCGCCAAUGUCAUAUUUCAAAUUGGAGGUGUAGUAGGAGCGGCCAUCCAGGCGGGUUUACUGAAUAAUGGAGAUAGUACUUUGGAAGAUUGGACGGGACGCAAGAAUUCGUAUUUCUUUGGUCGAGCCCUCAUCAUCGUUAGUGAGCUGGUGAUGCUCACCUAUAAGGAGAGGAAGGUAGAAAUUUCGAUGAAGGAGGAGGUUUGA